UGGAAAGCAGUGGGAGGAGUUACUACAGCUUCCCCUCCACUCAAAGUAGAAAAACAGUCUGUGAGACUGGCACAAAGGAGAAGCAGAACUGUCUGAGCAUGAUGCGUACUGAGCAAACGCUCGUGAGGGUGUCAGAGGGAGAGACAAACUGAGGACAGAGAAGUAGAUACUGAGUGACUCAGUCAGUCAGUAAGAGAAAGGGGGUGGGGGCAGGAAACAGACCUGGAAGACAAAUAGUGAAAUACACUCACAUUGUGACACACAGACGGACAGAAGGAGCUCAACUCAAGCGUGAGCUCUGCUCCUGAGAAGAAGCCUGGUGGUUUGUGGUCAGGACCUUGUGAGAGGUUGAAAGCUAAUGACAACUUUGCUGCUUUGGAUCUGAAGAGGACAAAAACACAGGACUGAGUUUUGACAAAAAGAACGGAUUUUGCCAUGAGGGCAUCCCUCUAGCUGACCUGAAUUUGGAUAUACCAUCAUUCCUUUUGUGGACUCAGCGGCUCGUGGUGGUUGAGGACUUCUUGAGCAAAAAGGAAACAGAUUUGUGUGACUGAUUUGUCUGAGUACGUAAAGCUCAACCGGCAACUUGUGGGGUGCAGUCUGGUGGAGAGGCAAGGCAGGGGGAGGGGAGGACACUCCGGCCUGAAUCUCUGUUCUCUUGGAGGGAGUCUUUUCAACAUGAGGUAACCCCCAAAAUAACUACAUCAAGACAGUGGAGUGACUCAAGUUAACCAUGUGCCCCAUUCCUCUCAUAUGUGGACAGCUGUGCAGGAAAGCAACAUUUGUGCCAAUGGCCUGAAUUAUCAGAUGACAGUGUCUUUCAAUGUAUCAUGGUUUAGGACUUUUCUGUGAUUUACUCUGCAUACAUGGUGAAUUCAUUGUGCAGGACAGCCCUUUCAUAAUAAAUAGUACAUAACAGACAGCCCUCAGCCCUCCACUCUUUGUCUCUCAGAAUGGACAACAAUACCCCCCUGACUGAAAAUUUCACCCCACAAGCAGACAGCUCUACCUGCAACAAGAACGAUGGGUUCAAAUACCCAUUGUACAGUACUAUAUUUAGCAUUGUGUUUGUGGUGGGACUGAUCACGAAUGUUGUAGCUAUUUACAUUUUCACAUGCUCUCUGAAGCUGAGGAAUGAGACCACAACCUACAUGAUAAACUUGGUAGUGUCUGACCUGCUAUUUGUCUUUACACUGCCUCUGAGGGUCUUCUACUUCAUCAACCAGAACUGGCCUUUUGGAAGCAUGCUCUGCAAGUUCUCCGUCUCGCUGUUCUACACCAACAUGUAUGGUAGCAUGCUCUUUCUCACCUGCAUUAGCGUGGAUCGCUUUUUAGCCAUUGUGCACCCUUUCCGCUCAAGGGCGCUUAGGACCAAGCGCAAUGCUAAGAUAGUGUGUGUUGCUGUGUGGGUGCUGGUGCUGUCAGGGAGUCUCCCCACAGGGUUCAUGUUGGAGCCCACCUCACGUGAGAACAGCAAUGCUAACUCCACUUUCUGCUUUGAGAACUUCUCUUCCAAUCAGUGGAAAUCCCACCUUUCUAAGGUGGUAAUCUUCAUAGAGACAGUGGGCUUCAUCAUCCCGCUUCUGCUCAAUGUAUGUUGCUCCAUCAUGGUGCUGCAGACCCUGCGUCGCCCCCAAACCAUCAGUCGUGGGGGGAAGCUGAACAAAACAAAGAUCCUGCGCAUGAUAAUUGUUCACCUCUUUAUUUUUUGUUUUUGCUUCAUCCCCUACAAUGUAAACUUGGUUUUCUACGCUCUGGUCCGCACUAAAACUUUAAAAGGCUGCUUUGCAGAGUCGGUGGUCCGAAUGAUCUACCCAAUAGCCCUCUGCAUAGCUGUGUCCAACUGCUGCUUUGAUCCCAUUGUUUACUACUUCACCUCAGAGACCAUCCAGAACUCCAUCAAGAGGAAGUCUCAGGUCAGCCGUUCGUAUGACAUCAAGUUCUCCGAGGCCCUGCAGUCAGAAACCAGCUCCAACCUGCAGUGCAGCCUGAGGAAUCUCAAAGCUAAAGUCUUCCACAAUGAGUCUUCUGUGUGAAGGUGGGGUUGCUACACUUGGCAUGAAAGGUAUUAAAAUCCAUCUUUAGAAAAACAAACCUCCUUGAUGCAAUGGGAAUGGAUUUUUUGCUGUGCACUUGCCAAAGAAGUAUUAUCUGAUCUCAGGACAAAUGUUUGGAUCUGCCAUAGACAGCCUCUGCUCUGCAGUAUUGCUGCACAUAACGCUUUGUUCUUCUGUGGAUUUGUCAUUAGUACUUACUAAUUUCUCUUUCCUGUGGAAUAUACUGUAAUUGCAUUAAGCACAAUUACUCUGCCAGUGACCUGGAAGGGAAUGUGAUCACCGAACAGCAGGGCAGUUAUAAUAUUGAAAGCUACAUGUGCCUGUAUAUCUGUACAUUUCUGUGGUAAGUUGUGGUGCUAACGUUAGUAUCUAUUAAAUUAACAUAAAGUUAUAUCAAGCUGUAGCUUGUACAGGGCUUUGUUUUGUUUGUUUAAAUUGUGAAUUACAAAUAGGUCAUAGAAGUGCCUUUUUUGCUCUGGCAGCAUUUCAUUGUAGCCUUUUUGUUUUUAUAGACCAUUAAAUGCACUGACACAUAAGUUCACAAACUGCACUCAUGCCACAGUAAUGAAUAAAAUACAUGUACUGUCUAAAUUAA
Micropterus salmoides (largemouth bass) is the source of this 2652-nucleotide messenger RNA. RefSeq names its product lysophosphatidic acid receptor 6a (gene lpar6a). NCBI's taxonomy places the organism in Eukaryota, Metazoa, Chordata, Actinopteri, Centrarchiformes, Centrarchidae. Gene Ontology annotation, molecular function: lysophosphatidic acid receptor activity. The coding region runs from base 954 to 2036 and encodes 360 amino acids. Gene Ontology annotation, biological process: phospholipase C-activating G protein-coupled receptor signaling pathway; positive regulation of Rho protein signal transduction. The transcript has a single exon. Gene Ontology annotation, cellular component: membrane. The record is from RefSeq and is a predicted model, not a curated record.